Molecule: messenger RNA, 1203 nt
Organism: Recurvomyces mirabilis
Lineage: Eukaryota; Fungi; Ascomycota; Dothideomycetes; Mycosphaerellales; Teratosphaeriaceae
Exons: 3
Coding region: 1-1203 (400 amino acids)
Source: RefSeq, a predicted model, not a curated record
AUGACAAUCACUUCUACGGCGACCAUCACGACCACGCAGAGCACGGAGGUUAUCGAGCUCGAAAAUGACACCACGAGUAUUUACACCACAGCGUACACCACAGCGUACACCACAGCGUACACCACAGGGACACCCACGACUGUCGACGGGAACAAUACGAUAUUUGCAACAGUCACACAAACGGGUAGAAGCAAGACUCAGACGACCACCUCAACACCAUCACCCGUUGACGAAACCACUACAUAUGUCACGACAACUACAUCCCUUCAGUCAGUACCAUACACAAUCGGCUCGUCGGACGUCGCGUACCUCCAAGCUUCAGGCACAGACUUCUGCAGCUCGUUCCUGGGCUAUAUAGUGCCAACGAGUACGGCAUACGUCACUGCUACUCCGUCCGGCCAAGUGACCGUCAUGACUAGCACGCAGACCAUACUUUCUACCAGUCACACACUAACAGUCACAACCACUGGACUGCAAUGGAAACGAGCGCCAAUCAAUGGCGCACAAACCGCAAGCGCGAUCCCGACCCCUGCUUCCAUCUCGGGGUGGCCAAAGUGCCUCGUCUCGCAAGCGUGCGUUCAGGUUGCCACCGGGAUGGCAUUUGUCACGCAGACAACAGCUUUGCCCCCUUCUACAGUAACCCCAACCAACACCUACACGUCGACCACGGACAGAGUGGCCACGACAUGCACAGCGGAAGCGGAAGAUCCAGCCUAUACGGCAUUCACACCAAUCUAUGGAACCUGGGAUACAGACAUGCCGGGAGUCAACCCUUCCGACGUUUCUGGUGGUAGUACAAGCAAGACAGUAAUACUGCCUUGGCAGAUGUGCCUCGGUAAUUACUGCAGCGCGAGUAUCAAUGUCUGGUCAAAUGGUUACUUCAUUUACAAUGACGUGGCUACUGGAAAACAAGUUCUCGUGCAGCCGUUCGGCUCACAGGACGGUGGGCUCGAAUACUUGCAAGGGCAACGCCAAGGCGUAUACUAUCGCAUCGCGGGAAGCCCAGGCAACCAGAGUCUGGUCGUUGCUUGGUAUGCCGAUAACUACGGUCAGCGUGGUGAGCUCAACCACUUCACCACGACAUACUUUCAGGACACUGGGAUCAUCCAAUUCAAGUACUACGAUGUCAUGCAGUACAAUAAUGUCAACGCUCCGUACGGCAAUUAUACUGCUAACGCCUAUCUGAAUUUUCGUCAGUUAUGA